Molecule: messenger RNA, 831 nt
Organism: Yamadazyma tenuis ATCC 10573
Lineage: Eukaryota; Fungi; Ascomycota; Pichiomycetes; Serinales; Debaryomycetaceae
Source: RefSeq, a predicted model, not a curated record
AUGUCACAGGAUGAAAGGCAUUUAUCACAGCUAUCACAAUCCAAUAAAACGGUACAUGUGAUACCAUUUUACACGGUCUAUCUUCUUCAGUCAGGUCCACGGUUACAGCUGUUUUACAUUGGUUCCACGCCUAAUCCGUGUCGUCGCCUUCGCCAACAUAAUGGUGAACUCCAAAGUGGCGCUUAUAGAACUCGCAAGGACGGAUUUCGACCAUGGCAUUUUGCCGCCAUAAUCACAGGCUUCCUGUCCAAAAUUUCAGCCUUACAGUUUGAACAUGCCCUCCAACAUCCUCAUAGCACUCGCCAUAUCCCAGACAAUAAGCGUGUUUCUCGAUCCAAAUCUGGAGGCAGAUCGGUCCAUCUCAAGCUAGCCAACAUCAGACUCCUAGUUUCAAGCAGAUACUUUGGUCACCUCGGUCUUUGCGUCAAUAUCUUCAGUUUUCAUAUCUUAGAUGUUUGGAACGCAAAUAAGCAUUCUAUAGAGUAUGAGAACAUGCGAUUUUGGGACAAAGGCUACGAUGAGUUCGUAGGGGAACUCGAAGUGGGGGAUUUUCACAUGGUGAAGGAUGCAUGUGAGAAUCUUCAGAAUAAGCUAAUGCAAAUUACCCACUGUACUGGUUGUGGUGGAUCCAUAGAUAUGAUGCCAGAACACGAACAAAAUUCUUUACCAUUACCAGCCAUUACUUUAUGUGUGUGCCAAAAUGUGUAUCAUCUACGGUGUCUUUCAGACGAAAUACUACCUAAAUACGUGCAUUGUAAGAUAUGUGGGGGUAAGCUGGACUGGUUCCGACUUGCAAUGGUAGCCACCCAGGCUAGAAGUGCUUUCUUGUGA